CUCCGCCCACCUCGCAACCUCCACCGUCCAUCUCCCUCCCUCUCCAUCUCUCUCUGUCUCUCUCCUCCGCGAUCUCUCUCUCUCUAUCUCUCUCUCUACACCAUUCACCUCCUUGGAUCGAAGCUCAGAAUCUCUCAUUCCAUGGUCGCUGUGGUCGUAGAAUCAUAGCUCACCAAGCUAGGGUGUCCCGGCUCUCCAUUUUCGACCAUGGUUUAGGACGAUUCUUAGCUCCUAAACGCGGAGCUUCAUACGUCUCAAUCGAGUGGGAGGAUUACAACAUGUUAGCGCGUCUGCGUGCCAGGAAUGUUGAUAUAUUUAUUAUUUAAUGGAUGUCAGAAAUGGAAGGUGAACUAAUUAGCACCACUAGUGAGGCCAAAGCUGACAUUGAGUCAGAAGAUGCCAAAACGGAAGUUUCCAUGGUUUCCAUCGAUAUUGAACCUUCAUCUGCACAUGACCUCGAUAGAGGUAAACUAGUUGCAUCACAAAGUGACAUAGACAUGGAACCAUGUGAAGGAAUGGAGUUUGAAUCAGAAGAAGCUGCUAGGGCAUUCUACAGUGCGUAUGCGCGACAUGUUGGCUUUAGGAUCCGCAUCAGUAGGUACACCCGGUCUAGGCGGGACAACUCUAUUAUUUCUCGGAGAUUAGUGUGUUCCAAAGAGGGUUUUCGUGAAGUGCGUGCCCAUGAAGGCUUCUUAAAGGAGCAAAGACACAGGCACCGAGCGAUCACUAGGGUUGGCUGCAAGGCAAUGAUUAUGGUUAAAAAGUUUGAACCUGGCAAAUGGGUAGUUACCAAAUUUGUGAAGGAACACAACCACGGGCCAGUGCCACCAAGAAAAGCCGAGAUUACGUCAGUUCGGCCUGAUCAUGAUUUGAUUGGGAAGCCAUACCUUAUUGGAGGUGAUACUCUUCAAGAACCAUUUGAGGGUAUGGAAUUUGAUUCUGAAGAUGCGGCGAAGUUGUUCUACAUAAACUAUGCUAGAAGUACAGGUUUUAGAGCACGCAUAAGUAAGUAUUGUCGGUCAAGACGUGAUAAUUCUAUUAUUUCUCGCCAAAUUGUUUGUUCUAAAGAAGGUUUUCGGGAAAUGAGGGUGAAGAAGGAGAUAAGUGCAGAUGAAGGAAAAGCCAAGCGCCCUAGAAUGAUAACAAGAAUUGGUUGCAAAGCAAUGAUCAUUGUCAAGAAGGUAAAUUCUGGAAAAUGGGUGGUGACCAAGUUCGAGAAGGAGCAUAACCAUGAUUUACUAACUACAAAGAAAGUGCCUUAUGGUCAGUUGGAUAUUGGCUCUGGAAAAGAACUAUUCAAUUCACUAGAUGACAAUCUAGGGCCUAAUGGGGUAAAAAUUGAAGGAGAAUGUUAUUAUGGGACUCAAGGUGGUGCUUCUCGUGAAUCUCUAACAGUUCUCUAUAAUCAGUUAUGUCAUGAAGCCAUUAAAUAUGCACAAGAAGGGUCAGUGACAGAAGAAAUUUACAAUGUUGCCAUGUCUGCUUUGAAAGAGGCAGUGGAGAAGGUUUCUGCAGCUAAAAGAGGGAUUUUGAGGAAACAUACUUUUAUUGUUUCCCACAGAAGUAACUUUACUAACACGACACAAGGAAAAUCUUUGAAUGAGGUACAAUGUUCCAAUGAGGUCCAACUGGCAAAUACAGAACAGCAACUCAAGCUUCUACAGCAACAGCCAGUCAGUCUUGUGCUAAUCCCAUCGAACUUUUUAGGCAAUUCAGGCUCAUCUAAUUGUUCUACUAAAGGCUCGGUGAUGCUAAGUGUUCCUUCAAAUGGAGGGCAAGGUGGAGAUAGACCAGAAGAUUUGGAUUUGCCUACAGAAAACAAAAGGGAAGUGCAGUCAACUGAUAAAGAUAUGCAUGUUAAUGGAUCUGGAUCUUCCCAGAAUUCUCAGGAGGUCGGCGAUGGCCAAAUCAGCAUAAUACAGUGUAGCGACAGAAGCAUUUCUGGACCUUCAAAAGCAAAUAUGGUGGCUGUUCCUGCACUUCCAGUCACACUGUAUAUGCCUGUUAUGGGAAGCUUACCAACAGCUUGUGCAGCAGCGACACCAGGCAGGUCUUACACACUUGUGGCUACUCCUGUCGAAGCACUCCCUCUCUCUUCUUGCCCUGCAGAACAACCUGUCUCGCAAUCGCAGAAUCUAGCUCCAUCUGGUCACUCCGACCAAUAUAGAGGGCCCAACCCUUUAGUUCAUGCCACUGCCAUUGCAUGUGGGGCACGUGUCGUUCCUCCCAAGGCCGCAGCAUCUUUGAUCAGGGCCAUUGAGGCCAAGAUCAAAGCCAAAGGAGUCACUGUAACUAAAUCAUCACCUCAUCCUCUUGAGGAGAACCAAAGAGAACAUGAACAAUCAAUAACAAAGUCCGAACCGUUGCCAGAGGAGAUGGAACUGCAUUCUGUGGGUAGGAAUACCACGGAAAAUGAAAACAGCGCAGAGGAUUUAUCGGUGUUUGAGAAGCAUAGCAGAGGAUUUAUCGGUGUUUGAGAAGACACCUUAAGCAGUUCGUCAAGCUGUUAUUGACCAGUAGGUUGACUUUACUAACAUUGCAAUUUUCCCCUCGUUUUCUAUAUAAGGAUUCUAGUACACGUCCUAGUGAAAUGUUUAGUUUAGCAUUCUGAGGAGGGCCUCCUGUAUAGAAUGAACCGUCCCUCAAAUGUGUGUGUUUGUGUGUCGAUGUUUUGCUCUAGCAUCAGGUAGAGCAUAAAUGGCUCAUUUGUAUGCUUUCCUCCUCAUCUUUUUUCUUUUCUUUUCUUUUUCUUUGUUCCCCCGUAUAAUUUGUGUAAAGUUUUUGUGUUGAGACUUGCUGCAGAUAAUGUCUGCAGGCAACAACUUUGAGCAUAAAACUAUGGGUGGGUUAAUAAGCCCCUCAACUUUGUGACUGACUUCAACUACCUCAAGUGAGUAAAAAGUAAUAAAUGAUGAAUAGCUUCUGAAA
Messenger RNA from Ananas comosus (pineapple), 2928 nucleotides. RefSeq lists its product as uncharacterized. The record is from RefSeq and is a predicted model, not a curated record. NCBI's taxonomy places the organism in Eukaryota, Viridiplantae, Streptophyta, Magnoliopsida, Poales, Bromeliaceae. The coding region runs from base 330 to 2477 and encodes 715 amino acids. The transcript is spliced from 6 exons.